This is a messenger RNA of Lipotes vexillifer (Yangtze River dolphin), 873 nucleotides long. RefSeq names its product leucine rich repeat containing 3C (gene LRRC3C). Lineage: Eukaryota; Metazoa; Chordata; Mammalia; Artiodactyla; Lipotidae. The record is from RefSeq and is a predicted model, not a curated record. Gene Ontology annotation, molecular function: protein binding. The transcript has 2 exons. Gene Ontology annotation, cellular component: plasma membrane. The coding region runs from base 52 to 873 and encodes 273 amino acids.
CUCUUACAAAAUCCAGCAAGGUUUUCCUUCUCAGAAAGGUCUCCACAGCGUAUGACCUCAGUCUCCUUUGUAUCCUACUCCACUCCAGGACUAUGCCAAUCUGUGGCCAUGCUCCCACCAGCUGGUCACCUCCUGUCCCUGCUGCUGGUGAUAGGCACGGGGGGUACUGUGCCCAGCCCCCGGCUGGCUCCCCAGGGCUGCUACGUGGCAGAAGAAGCUGGGGAGCGGACAUUCCGCUGCAGCCAGGCAGGCCUGAGGGCUGUGCCCACCGGCAUCCCUAACGACACCCGCAAGCUCUACCUGGAUGCCAACCGGCUGGCGUCCGUGCCGGCUGGGGCCUUCCAGCACCUGCCUGUCCUGGAGGAGCUGGAUCUAUCCCAUAAUGUCCUUGCCCACCUCUCAGGGGCCGCUUUCCAGGGCCUGGCGGGCACGCUGCGCCACCUCGACCUCUCUGCCAACCAGCUGGCCUCGGUGCCCGUGGAGGCCUUUGUGGGGCUGCAGAUCCAAGUGAACCUGUCUGCCAACCCGUGGCGCUGCGACUGUGCCCUCCAGGAGGUGCUUCAGCGGGUGAGGCUGGCACCGGGCACUGGGACGGGCAUCGUCUGUGGCCCAGGAUCCCGAUCAGACCUCGUGGGGCAGGAGUUCCUGCCGCUGGUUGGGGAGGAAGAGCUGUGUGGGACGGGGCGGGGCGGGGCCCGGCACAGCACCGACGUGGCCCUGCUGGUCACCAUGGGGGGCUGGCUGGUGCUGGUGGUGGCUUAUCUGGCCCAGUACGUGUGGCAGAACCGGGAUGGGACCCGACGUCCCCUCAAGCGGGCCCCCGCGCUGCCUGUGCCCUCUGAGGACUCCUCUACCCUCAGCACAGUGGUCUGA